UUAGUUUUUUAAAUCUUUAUUCUUUAGUUGUUUUAACAAGCCGUUUGAGCACGGACGCGGGUUAUGCGUUGUUUUAUAUCGUACAAAACUGAGCUUAAAAACUUUGAAUAAGCGAUGUGUUAUAAUAUUAAUUCGAGUGUUAAGUGUGUAUAGUGGUAUAAUCUAAUUUUCAGUAUUUGCAGAGAUAGCUAGGAAAAAUGGAGUCACGCUUACUAGUUCUAUGGAUUACCCUAAUUACUUUGGCUAGUUCGGAAGAUAUACUAGAUUCAGAUUUGGGAGACCAAAUACCCAAUCGAAUUGAAAAUGAAAGCAUAUCAUCAUCCGUAAAUGAAUUCGGAUUUAAGCUAAUCAAGGAAUUGAUGAGAAGAAAUGAAAACGAAAAUAUUGUAAUUUCUCCAGCAGGCAUCUCUGGAUUGCUUGCAAUGGCAUUGUUAGGGAGUGUCGGUGAAACGUACGAGGAAAUUGCCCGCGUUCUUGGAUUUUCCGAAGAUGUUAGACGUAACCGCGAACACCACGAUCAUUUCGGUGAUUUAUUGCGGUCUUUAAAUAUAAAUGAUACAUCGAGUAAAACCAUGUAUGCUGACGUAAUUUUUUCUGAUAACACCUCAAUACUUCGGGAAGCUUACCGUUUAUACCUAAACAGGGUUUACGGAGGGGAUGCUCUAACUACCGAUUUUAAAAAUCAACAAGCAGCAAAAGACUUUAUAAAUGAAUGGGUCAAUGAUAAUACUAAAGGGAAAAUACCAAAUUUCUUAAAAGAAGCUCUUCCAAUUGACACAAAAGUUGUAUUACUUAGUGCCCUGUACUUCAGUGGGCAAUGGAAGUAUCCGUUUUUGAUAGAAUAUACAAAAAAGCUCCCAUUCAAAGGACUAACUGAAGAUGUAAUGGUUGAACAAAUGCUGAAUAUGGGCAGUUUUCCGUAUAUUUUUUCAUAUAACGAUGAUUUACACAUGAUUGCUCUACCAUACAACGAUAGUGUGACUACAAUGUACGCCUUAAAACCGCGUCGACCAAACGAUCUCAGUUUAGCUGAACUCCUUAAUAGAUUAGACUUCAACAAAAUAGACGCUCUUAUCGCGAAAAUGGAAAAUAGGAAAUGUGUUAUAAGAUACCCAAAGAUGGACCUGCAGAGGACUGAGAAUUUAGAAGAAUCUCUUAAGGCAAUCGGUGUGAGAACUAUUUUUAAACCUGGACAAGCAAAUUUUGCUCUAAUGGUAGACAACAAUAGGGUGGUCAAUAGAACAUUCAACGAAAUAGUUAGUAGAAUUAAUACAGGAGAUAUUGAUGAUUCAAGAUCUUUAAAAGAAGUUGUAGAUAGCCUUCCUAAUCCAGGAGUAUAUGUGGAUACAGUUUUACAUGACGUCAAAUUCACUGUUAAUGAAUAUGGAACUGAAGCCGUGGCAGCAACCAGUGGGGUAUUAGCUCGAUCUGCCGAACUGUUUUAUGCAGAUACACCAUUCUUUAUGUUUAUACGCAAUGAGAGAACAAAACUCGUAACUUUUAGUGCAGUUAUAUUAAAUCCAAAAUCAUUACAAACUUAAAUAUAUUUAUUUCUAGAAUAGUUUUUUACCGCUUUUCACAUAUUUUACUAAACAGUUAGUUAGUGACAUGGCUAAUUUUUUUACCUAUAAAACAGUAUAAAUCUUGUUUAGCUGUAACAUGCUUGAUAAAACUUUAUUUUUAUGUCUGUAGUAAUUAAGUUGAAAUUUUAUAAUUUCAGUAAAUAUUAAUAUAGCUGCAAGUGGUAUGAUUACACAACUAGUCAUAUGUCUGUUAAUUACAUUAUGGUGGCAUUAAUCAAUAAUUAAAUGUUUAUUAAACUAA
This is a messenger RNA of Pieris brassicae (large cabbage white), 1824 nucleotides long. RefSeq names its product leukocyte elastase inhibitor-like (gene serpin-13). The coding region runs from base 198 to 1541 and encodes 447 amino acids. Gene Ontology annotation, molecular function: serine-type endopeptidase inhibitor activity. The transcript is spliced from 9 exons. The record is from RefSeq and is a predicted model, not a curated record. Lineage: Eukaryota; Metazoa; Arthropoda; Insecta; Lepidoptera; Pieridae.